Molecule: messenger RNA, 1473 nt
Organism: Coprinopsis cinerea okayama7#130
Lineage: Eukaryota; Fungi; Basidiomycota; Agaricomycetes; Agaricales; Psathyrellaceae
Exons: 2
Coding region: 1-1473 (490 amino acids)
Source: RefSeq, a predicted model, not a curated record
AUGAGCUACUUCAAGAAUCUGAGCAGGCUGGUUUCGAGGAACAGUCAGAGUUCGCAGGCCUCGAAGGAGGAAGUGUCACCGCCGUCCAGUGGUACCACGACGUCAAAGGCUUCGUACGGCGACCCAAGGAGGACGGAUACCCCGCCCCCGUCUAUCCCAGAAGACGCUAGGAAGACGCCAGAGAUCCGACGAAGGGAAUCGUUAGGCGUGAGGAUGAGCUCGGUGAUAAACUCCUCAAGCAAACGCAAGUCGGAGGAUAAAGGAUCCAAGAGGACUCGACGUGAUUCUUCCACCCCGAACCGAGUGAACACGCAUGAAAUAUGGUCGUUGCAGGCUCCGACACCGACGACGGAAACGACUACGCGGCCGAUCUCCCCUCCUGUUUCUUCUAGACCUCCGACGCCUGCGAUCGCCCGACCCGCGUCUCCAGCUGUCCGUCAUAAGGAAUCCCGGCUCCGCCUUGUCCAUCGCGGAGAGAGCGCCAAAUCGGUACUUCUCAAAGAGAAAGAACACCUCACGACACGUGUCCAUGAGCUCACCGAGCAGGUCCACACCUUGGAAGAGCGGGAAAGGACGUACCAAGCGCGAUGUAGUAACCUGGAGACCGACCUGGAUAGGGCUACGAGCAAGUACCGGAGCGCCAAGGGUGAUCUGGAGGCGCUGCUGAAGGAACACAACGCGGCGGCGGAGCAUACCGCUCGGCACAUCCAGGAGCUCACGGCGCAGAAGCAGAAGGUCGAGGCGCAGCUCCAGCAGUACGAAGCUACGGCGCAGGUCGCGCGGCAGUAUCAGGACCUCAAGGUUCGGUAUCAGCAACUUGAUAGUCGGAACCAGCACCUUGAAACCCGGAAUCAGCAGGCGGAGGCGGAGGUGCAGCAGCUGCGGGAUCAGCUGCGUGUUGCCCAGUCGACGGCGGCGGCGGCGGCGGCGGUGGUUCAACAACAGCCGUCCCGCCAGGUGCAGGAUCUGAGGACGAGGAACCAGCAGCUUGAGGCGCAGCUGCAUCAGGCGCAGGCGCAGUUGAGGCAGUACGAGUCGAAACAUUCGGAGACGACGGCGCUCCUCGAUGUGCGCACAGCGGAGCUGAAAGGGGCACAGGCGUUUUUGACCAAAGCCGACUCGUUCUCUGGGGCGGAUAUCAUCCGGAUGGUCGAGGGGUUGAACUCUGAGAUCUUCCAGUGUUGUGCGCUCGUGGCGGAGACGGUGUUUUCGGAGGAGAAUAUCCCAAAGGAGGACGAGAAGUUUGUGGCGGGGAUUAGGACUGAGCUGGCGGGAAUGCAUGGUGAAAUGUUGAUAUCCUUUUUGGCGAAGAAUGCGGUGGCGAGUCGGGAUCCCCUGCCUUUGCAAGUCGCCUUGCAGAUGCUCCUGAUCAAGUUUUGCAUCCACGUCGUCACUUCCUUCGAUCUGGACAACGCGGAACUGAAUGAGAGGCUGUCUUUCAUUUACGAACAGGUUGUGAACACAGGUGUGUAA